AUGGCCUUCACCAAUGGGGUUUCGGCUUCUCCUAUCUCCAAUGCCGUGAGUAUCAGGGAUGAGCUUGCAGCUAGUGACGAUGAGAGCCAGUCCCCCGAUCCGUCGAUGAACCACGUUGCUCCCGAUUCCUCCCCCGACGGAGAUGCCGCGGACGAGUCAUACGAUGCUGGUUUUCUAGAUGCUGAGGCCGACAGGGAUAAUGUUCCAGUGGAGAACAGCGACAAAGAUAGCAACCCCUCCAGCGGUGAAAAUUCUUCAUCGCCUGGAAUGAAUCGAGGCACGAAACGGAAGUCACCGUCAGUCAAUGAAUCGGACUACAUCAGGCAGAAUCCCGAUUUAUACGGGCUAAGACGAAGCGGUCGGGCUCGCACGACGCGACAGGUUGCCCAAUCCGUUUCCGACUCUGAUUCUGACGCCGUGGCUCCCCGUGCUAGGCGUCGGCGCCCUGUGGCCCCGCAACACUCUUCCAAGCGUCCCUCACGUUCCGCAACACGUUCGUCAUUCUCUGAAGAGUCAGAUAGCGAUGAAUAUGGCGGUAGUCGCGCACGCGCGAGUAAAGCGAAGCGCCGGCGACUACUGCAGAUAGCAUCAAAUGAACCUUCCCACGCCGAAAUUCGCUUCUCCACUAGAAACGCCUCCAGGGUCUCGAACUAUAACGAGGACGAUGAUGACUCUAUGUUUGAGGAUGAUCCCGAUGACCUAGAACAGAGCUACUGGGUUAACACUGUGGAGGAUGACCGCCCGGCCGUUGAUAUCGUGCUCAACCAUCGCCUUACAGAUGGUGCAAACUUGACAAACCCCAAUAUCGGUCGUCAUGACUUCGAAUAUUAUAUUAAAUGGCAAGGCAAGUCGCACUAUCAUGCGACAUGGGAAACCACUGAAUCUCUCGCCAAUUGUCGCAGUAUUCGUCGCCUUGACAACUACAUUCGAAGGGCCGUGUACGAAGACAUUCGUUUGAAGCAGGAUGAAGAUGUUGCCCCAGAGGACAGAGAGAAAUGGAAUCUUGACCGCGAGAGAGAUGUAGAUGCCAUUGAAGAUUAUAAAAAAGUCGAACGAGUGAUCGGUAUGCGAGAUGGUGAAGAGGAGACUGAAUACUAUGUGAAAUGGAAGCGCCUCUUGUACGACUCUUGCACAUGGGAGAGCGAAGAGCUCGUUAGUAGGAUUGCUCAGCACGAGAUAGACCGGUUUCUAGAUCGUUCCUCCCGGCCACCUUUUUCGGACAAGACCGAAUCAAACCCUGCCACGCGAAAACCUUUUGAGACCGUCAAAGGCACGCCAAGCUUCUUAGAAAAUGGGGAGUUGAAGGAGUUUCAGGUGAAGGGUGUCAACUUUAUGGCUUUCAAUUGGGUGAAAAAUCGCAAUGUCGUCCUUGCCGACGAGAUGGGUCUGGGUAAAACUGUACAGACCGUUGCCUUCAUCAAUUGGCUACGCCACGUUCGGCGUCAGCAAGGGCCCUUUGUUGUUGUUGUUCCCCUGUCGACCAUGCCUUCAUGGGCCGAGACGUUUGACUAUUGGACUCCUGACUUAAAUUAUAUUGUGUACAACGGCAAUGAAGCUGCUCGCACUGUCCUGCGAGAGCAUGAACUUAUGAUGGAUGGCAACCCGAAGCGGCCCAAAUUCAAUGUUCUUCUGACAACUUACGAGUAUGUAUUGCAGGAUUCGACUUUCCUGAGUCAAUUUAAAUGGCAGUUCAUGGCUAUCGACGAGGCGCAUCGCCUGAAGAACCGUGAAUCGCAACUAUACCAGAAGUUGCUAGAGUUCAGGGCGCCCGCUCGCCUUCUCAUAACUGGAACCCCGAUUCAAAACAACCUUGCUGAGCUGUCCGCUUUGCUAGAUUUCCUGAAUCCUGGUCUUGUGGACAUCGAUGCCGAUAUGGAUCUGAACUCAGAAGUCGCUUCUCAAAAACUCGCGGAGCUGACGAAAGCAAUCCAGCCUUUCAUGUUACGUCGAACUAAAUCAAAGGUGGAAUCGGAUCUGCCACCCAAGACUGAAAAGAUCAUUCGAGUGGAGCUUUCUGACAUCCAGCUGGAAUAUUAUAAGAACAUUCUGACUAAAAACUACGCUGCCCUGAAUGAAGGUGCUAAAGGCCACAAACAAUCGCUCUUGAACAUCAUGAUGGAAUUGAAAAAAGCAAGUAAUCAUCCUUUCAUGUUUCCCAACGCCGAGGCAAGGAUCUUGGAAGGCAGCACCCGGCGGGAAGACCUAUUGAGGGCCAUGAUUACUAGCAGCGGUAAAAUGAUGCUUCUGGACCAGCUUCUGGCGAAGUUAAAACGGGAUGGCCACCGUGUUCUGAUUUUCAGCCAAAUGGUCAAAAUGCUUGACUUGCUUGGUGAAUACAUGGAAUACCGCGGCUAUACGUACCAACGUCUUGAUGGAACUAUCCCUGCUGCUGCUCGUCGCCUUGCCAUUGAACACUACAAUGCUCCCGGGAGUAGCGAUUUUGCUUUCAUCCUCUCAACCAGAGCCGGUGGUCUUGGAAUUAACCUCAUGACUGCCGACACUGUUGUUCUGUUCGACUCGGACUGGAACCCUCAAGCUGAUCUUCAAGCUAUGGCCAGAGCCCACCGUAUUGGACAGACAAAGCCUGUCAGUGUGUAUCGUCUUGUGUCUAAAGAUACAGUGGAGGAAGAAGUUAUCGAGCGAGCUCGGAAUAAGCUGCUUCUUGAAUUCAUUACUAUUCAACGGGGCGUCACGGACAAAGAAGCGUCUGAAAUGCAGAACAAGAUGGCUCGGUCAGUUGGGGAGCCGAAUUCGACGGAUGAUAUUUCCCGCAUUCUCAAGCGCCGCGGUCAAAGGAUGUUUGAGCAGACAGGCAACCAAGAGAAGUUGGAGCAGCUUGACAUCGACUCAGUUCUUGCAAAUGCUGAACUUCAUCAGACUGAACAAGCAGAAGAGAUCCAAGCCGAUGGUGGUGAGGAAUUCCUCAAAGCAUUUGAUUACGUUGACAUCAAGGUCGAUGAUCUUACGUGGGACGAUAUUAUCCCCAAGGAUCAGCUGGAGGAGAUUAAGGCUGAGGAGAAAAAGAAAGCGGACGAGCGCUACCUUGCUGAAGUUAUCGAGCAAAACCGGCCCCGCAAACGCAAUGCCCCUGGGGAUGAACAGGACUCGAGAGAAGAGCGAAAAGCUAAGAGACGAGCAAGGGCCCAAGUCAGCAUGGAGGGCGGCGAUGAAUCCGAUUCGAAUGCUCAGUCUGAUCCGAAACGACCACUGGUGGAGAAAGAGUACCGCCACCUUCUUCGAGCUUUCUUACGCUAUGGUGACAUCCACAAUCGCGAAGAAGAUAUCAUCCGGGAGGCACGUCUCCUAGACCGUGAUAAGGAGACUGUCUUGUCCGCUCUACGUGAAAUCACCGAAAGAGCCGCUGCUCUUGUUCGAGAGGACACCGAGAGGAUGGAAGCUCUUGAGAACGCGGGUAAGAUGCCGACGAAAAAAGAAAAGAAGGCAGUUUUGUUCGAUCUUCAUGGAGUUAAGCGUCUAAACGCUUAUACUAUCGUCGAACGCCCAACUGAGAUGCGUAUACUGAAGGAAGCUGUCUCAUCAGCGCCUGAUCCCAAGAGCUUUCGCAUCCCCGAAGCUACCAAGGCGGCAGAUUAUACCUGCUCGUGGGGAGCACGCGAAGACGGUAUGCUUUGUAUAGGUAUUUCACGCCACGGCUAUGGCGCUUGGGUUCAAAUCAGAGAUGACCCAGAUCUUGGACUUGGCGAUAAAUUUUUCCUUGAAGAGCAUCGUGUGGAGCGGAAGAAUGAACGGAUGAACGCCGAAGACAAGUCGACUAAAUCCCCUGGAGCUGUACACCUUGUCCGCCGCGCGGACUAUUUGCUAUCUGUUCUAAGGGACAAGGUCACGAAUGGCGCGAGCGUCAACGCAAAAAGGGCCGUCGAAAACCAUCAUCGUAAUAACAGAAAGGGCCGUCACAAUACAAGCGCUAGCGUGUCAGCCUCACCAGCGCCCUCCAUCUCUCGUAAAGGGCAUCGUGAAUUCGACCGGUCCAGACAUCGUUCUAAUACCCGCGGUAUUCGCGACAGUGUCGAGCGGCAUCAUACGCCGAGUCACGACUCACGACCUAGGUCUGUACAUGACGGCGAACGCAGUCGCCACAGGAACUCAGAUGCGUCCAGUGAAGAUGUUCGUCGCCGCAAAAACAGUGAGAAUGGAUACUCUGCUGGGAAAGAGGACAUUUCUCGUUUGUUCUUCAAGCCAAUUCGUGAUGACCUGAAACGCGUUUCGGCAGUCACCAAGGAGAAUUUCGCCAAUAAAAUUGAGCGUGCCUCGGAGUUGCGGAAUCUACUUCAUAAAAUUGGCGAUUUUAUCGAUCGUACAUUGCGGGGAGAGAACUCUAUCCCGCAUUAUGUUGCGGUUAAUCAUUGGCCGAAUAAAGAUGCAGGAGGAACCAAACUCCAAGAAAUGUAUCGAAAACUGAAGGCUGCUAACAAGGAUGCGACUGCAGCCAAGCCCCCAUCUACUGGCAACUAG
Molecule: messenger RNA, 4473 nt
Organism: Aspergillus tanneri
Lineage: Eukaryota; Fungi; Ascomycota; Eurotiomycetes; Eurotiales; Aspergillaceae
Product: chromatin-remodeling ATPase CHD1
Exons: 2
Coding region: 1-4473 (1490 amino acids)
Biological process (GO): regulation of transcription by RNA polymerase II; nucleosome organization
Cellular component (GO): nucleus; chromatin
Molecular function (GO): chromatin binding; ATP hydrolysis activity; histone binding
Source: RefSeq, a predicted model, not a curated record